Messenger RNA from Micropterus dolomieu (smallmouth bass), 919 nucleotides. RefSeq names its product gamma-crystallin M3-like. Gene Ontology annotation, biological process: lens development in camera-type eye; visual perception. The coding region runs from base 406 to 879 and encodes 157 amino acids. The transcript has 3 exons. NCBI's taxonomy places the organism in Eukaryota, Metazoa, Chordata, Actinopteri, Centrarchiformes, Centrarchidae. Gene Ontology annotation, molecular function: structural constituent of eye lens. The record is from RefSeq and is a predicted model, not a curated record.
UUAAAAUUCAGUGUUGUAAGCUAACUGUGGAUUAGAGGAGGGUUCAAUACAACAUUAGCAUAUUUCCUAUUUGUUGACAACUUGCAUGUUGGCUCACGAUUUUGAAUCCUCUGCCUCCGGUUGCCGAGAUGAACAAACCGCAUGAGCGCUGAUUAAUGCCAGCCAGCAUGACAACUGGAUAUGGUCUUUUAUCAGGGAAGAAGGACAGUUGGAGGUGAAGGCUGUGCUGAGACUCACCUCCCCAGGUUGAUGACUCCUCGGGGGAUUCCUGUUGGCGUGUUGAAGGCAGGCAGCAGCUUCUCUCCCAGCUCCAGUACUUUAUUCUUGAACAACUGGAAAGAAAAGAAGGCAACUUAAAUCAUCUUAUAUGAGGAGAGGAACUUCCAGGGUCGCUCCUAUGAGUGCAUGAGCGACUGCUCUGACAUGACCUCCUACCUGAACAGGUGCCACUCCUGCAGGGUGGAGAGUGGCUGCUUCAUGGUCUACGACCGCCCCAACUACAUGGGCAACCAGUACUUCAUGAAGAGGGGCGAGUACGCUGACUACAUGAGCAUGAUGGGAAUGAGAGACUGCAUCAGGUCUUGCCGUAUGAUCCCACUGCACAGAGGCCAGUUCAGGAUGAGGAUCUACGAGAGGGAGAACUUUGGUGGUCAGAUGCAUGAGCUGAUGGAUGACUGCGACAACAUCAUGGACCGCUACCGUAUGUCUGACUGCAUGUCCUGCAACGUGAUGGACGGUCACUGGCUGAUGUAUGAGCAGGCCCACUACAGAGGCAGGAUGAUGUACAUGAGGCCCGGAGAGUACAGGAGCUUCAGGGACAUGGGCAUGAGUGGCAUGAGGUGGAUGAGCAUGAGGCGCAUCAUGGACUCUUGCAACUAAAUGUAUUAAAUGAAACUAAAUAAAGCAAUUGCUGCCCUAC